Molecule: messenger RNA, 935 nt
Organism: Linepithema humile (Argentine ant)
Lineage: Eukaryota; Metazoa; Arthropoda; Insecta; Hymenoptera; Formicidae
Product: PR domain zinc finger protein 5-like
Biological process (GO): regulation of transcription by RNA polymerase II
Cellular component (GO): nucleus
Molecular function (GO): RNA polymerase II cis-regulatory region sequence-specific DNA binding; DNA-binding transcription factor activity, RNA polymerase II-specific
Source: RefSeq, a predicted model, not a curated record
AACGCGUGUCCGUUUUGUUUAAAGCGUUUCGAUUGUGAGAAAAGUUUGAAGAAACACAUGGUAAAACUCACCGCAAGAGAGCAUACAAGUGUGACAUGUGUCGCACAUCUUGCUAUACCGAGCAAAGUUUGACGGAACAUCGUAAGAUUCAUAGUGACGAUUACUUCUUCAAAUGUGACAUAUGCCACAUCAAGUAUAAACGCAAGGAAACGUUGCAGCGACAUCAAAUACGGGCGCACAGCGACAUCGCUGUUCAAUUUGUCUGCGAUUCUUGCGGUCAGUCGUUCAAACUAAAAGUGGAUCUUCUCAAUCAUAUCAAGAGGAAGCAUAGCACGAGCAUUUAUAUAUGCCGAUAUUGCGGGAAAUCUGUGACGGAUCUCCGCAAUCACGAAUGGAAACAUAAAGAACGAGCCGAGACGGGUAGCUUGAAGUUCUCGUGCCAAUUUUGUGCUAAUAAAUUUAAGAAUCAAACCCGUCUUGACAAUCAUCUAUUGUUGCACAAGCAGGGUUACAAGUGUACUGAAUGCAACUUGGUUGUCAUUUCGUACAGACAAUUGAAGUAUCACAAAGAGCGAAUGCACAAACCGGACAAGCUUUGUCCGAUUUGCAAGAAAUCAUUUAUGUCAAGAGGCAACCAGUUCGCUCAACAUAUUCUUACGCAUGCUGGUAUCAGGCCGUACAACUGCGAUAUCUGUGGCGAAGAUUUCACUCAACGAUCUAGUCUCUUCCGACAUCGAAAAAAUCAUCCCGGUCCUGUUCCGCCUUAUAAGUCGAAGAUUCCCAUUGCUGGUUUAGCUAAGAAUUUUUUACAGAAGUUUUUGGAACAAUAAUGCAAGAGAAGCAAUAACACAAUCGUUAUCUACGUAAAAGAUGUUCCCUAAUGUUUAGAAUAUUUUGUUUUUAUUAAUAUAUUUGUACAAUAAUUGAUUUUUUAU